Plasmodium gonderi is the source of this 918-nucleotide messenger RNA. RefSeq lists its product as hypothetical. Bases 1 to 918 code for a protein of 305 amino acids. The transcript is spliced from 6 exons. Lineage: Eukaryota; Apicomplexa; Aconoidasida; Haemosporida; Plasmodiidae. The record is from RefSeq and is a predicted model, not a curated record.
AUGGCAUCAGAUUCGAAGAGUUAUGUUAACUUGAGUGGAUACCAAAUUCCAAAAACAGUGUUCGAUGACUUGAGUCCGAUAGAAAGACAUAAACUUAUGAUGUCAUUACGUCAUCUGGAAAAAACCAAAGUAGAAAAUAAUCAAGAGAAAUAUCUAAGUGAUUACGACAUUUUGAAGAAAAAAUACCAAUUUGUUCAUGAUGUGUCCACAGAAAAUAACUCCCUAUUGCAAAAAUAUUAUAAGAGCAUAUGUAACAAGUACGUCAUAUGUUACUUGGAUGAGUACAAAGUAAAGAAGAUCGGACUAAGGUGGAGAACAGAAGAAGAAAUUGUUAGUGGAAAGGGACACAUUAUAUGCUCAUCCAACGAAUGUGACAAUACAAAUUUGAAUACAUAUGAAUUUAUGUUUCGCUAUUCCGAGGAGGGCAUAGAGAAGGAGACCAAGGUGAAACUUCGGGCUUGUAUGGACUGUGCAUACAAAAUUAAUUACAGGGCAAUUAAAAAAUACCUCAAAAAAAAUCCCAAGGAAAAGGUGAAUAAAGAAAAACGAAAAAAGGAGAAUUGCACAUUGGGCAAGAGACAAAGGUGCGAUAAGGGUCACAGCAAAAGUGAAAGCAACAAAUUGAGUAGUGAUGACAACGGCGAGGGUCGAAGCAAGAGCGGAAGUGAACAUGGGAGGACAAGAAUGAAAAAUGAAAUAAAUAUUUCCCCAUUUUAUCCAUUUAGUGAAAAAAGGAAAUGUUGCAUAUACCAUAAACUUGUAUACCAUGUGUGUGUGUGUGUCAGAAAUUUCCACUCGAACGAACAAUGUGAGAUUAAUUCAUACCAUCCACAUAAAAUAAAUUCCCAUAUUAUAUACAACACGCAAGGAAAUAUUUACAAUUUUUUCAGUAAGAAUUGUUGGAUUUCUUUAUCUUAA